Brienomyrus brachyistius is the source of this 835-nucleotide messenger RNA. RefSeq names its product essential MCU regulator, mitochondrial-like. The coding region runs from base 114 to 404 and encodes 96 amino acids. Lineage: Eukaryota; Metazoa; Chordata; Actinopteri; Osteoglossiformes; Mormyridae. The record is from RefSeq and is a predicted model, not a curated record. Gene Ontology annotation, cellular component: mitochondrial inner membrane; uniplex complex. Gene Ontology annotation, biological process: mitochondrial calcium ion homeostasis; calcium import into the mitochondrion. The transcript is spliced from 3 exons.
AGAUGAGCCAAGGGGGGCGGUUCACAUCAGCGUCCGCCAGCACCGGACGCUGGUCCCGCCCAGCUCAAGCUCCGGCUCCGGCUCCGGCUGAGCUCAUCUAGCAGUGGAAAAACAUGGCGUCCGUGGUGUGUCGUUUUUCCCGGCUCUCGAGGCUCCGCAACGCCGCGGUCCUGACACGCAGUGCCGGACCGAAACGGCCGGAUGCACCGCAGUGCCGAAACGCUGUGGCAACCUCAACAGGGGCCAUUCUGCCCAAGCCUGUCAAGAUCUCCUUUGGCCUGAUUAGGAUAACUGUGGUCGUGGUGCCCUUCUUGUAUGUGGGUACUCUCAUUAGCAAGAACUUUGCCGCUUUACUAGAGGAGCAUGACAUUUUCGUUCCCGAGGACGACGAUGACGACGACUAAUUUGACACCGUGUGCAGCACUAAAGCUUGCAAAGAGAGAAACCACUGGAAAGUGACUGAGUAGACUGCUGCAUCACCUGUAUCUGGAUAAUCAGCAUCACCUGUCCUUCAACUUCCACAGCGUGCUUCCUCUAUUUAAUUAUGACUCACCAGAGAAAGAGAUGGACAAGAAAUGUGGUGCCAUUCUUUCUGGCUUCUACUAUUUGCAUGAACAGAACGACCAAAGAACUUAAUCAAAAUGGCUUUGGCCACUACUGGAAUUGUGAACCAGUCAGGUGAAUGUUCUGAGUGAGGAACAAUUGUUUAGUAGCUGAUAUCACAAGAUGGUUUCUGUUCAUACUCGCAUAUUCAAAGCUUGUAAUAUCAUUCUUGGCUAUAUCACAUGCUGUUUAUACUAUCUGAUUACAAAUAAAGAUUACACUGUGAUUCUAA